Trichoderma harzianum CBS 226.95 is the source of this 1725-nucleotide messenger RNA. RefSeq lists its product as hypothetical. The transcript has 4 exons. NCBI's taxonomy places the organism in Eukaryota, Fungi, Ascomycota, Sordariomycetes, Hypocreales, Hypocreaceae. Gene Ontology annotation, molecular function: purine nucleobase transmembrane transporter activity. The record is from RefSeq and is a predicted model, not a curated record. Gene Ontology annotation, cellular component: plasma membrane. The coding region runs from base 1 to 1725 and encodes 574 amino acids. Gene Ontology annotation, biological process: transmembrane transport.
AUGGGGUGGAUGGACAACAUCAACAAGAAGGUCGCCGUCAGUCCGGUGGGCAGAUGGUUCCGGUUGGAGGGCUGUGGUCAUCCCAAGGAGCGCAAGGGAUCUCAAUUCUUCACCGAGAUCCGCGGCGGCCUGGCCACCUUCUUCGCCAUGGCCUACAUCAUCGCCGUCAACUCCUCCAUUGUCUCGGAUUCCGGCGGUACCUGCGUCUGCAAUGGCGGCUCCGCUGACCCCAUUUGCAACACCAACGACGAGUACGCCCUGUGUGUCCAGGCCAUCAAGCGUGAUGCCGUCACUGCCACUGCCGCCAUCUCGGCCUUUGCCAGUUUCUUCAUGGGCCUCUUGGCUAAUCUCCCCGUCGGUCUUGCUCCUGGAAUGGGUCUGAAUGCCUACUUUGCGUACACUGUCGUUGGUUUCCACGGAUCUGGUCCUGUCCCUUACCGCGUCGCCUUGACUGCCAUCUUCGUUGAGGGUUUCAUUUUCCUGGGCCUGGCCAUCUUUGGUAUGCGACAAUGGCUUGCCCGUGCCAUUCCUCACUCGAUUAAGCUGGCUACCGGCGUGGGUAUUGGUCUCUUCUUGACUCUCAUCGGUCUGACCUACAGCGAGGGUCUUGGCAUCAUUACUGGAGCCACAGACACUCCUCUUGCGCUUGCUGGCUGCUCGCCCGCCAACAUGCUUGAUGACGGCACUUGCCCUAGCUUUGACAAGAUGCGCCACCCCGCCAUGUGGAUCGGUAUCUUCUGCGGAGGUUUCUUUACCGUGCUCCUCAUGAUGUACCGUGUCAAGGGCGCCGUCAUUGCCGGUAUCAUUCUCGUCAGCAUCAUCUCCUGGCCCCGAACCACGCCCAUCACCUACUUCCCUCACACCCCCGUUGGAGAUGACUCGUUCAACUUCUUCAAGAAGGUUGUAGACUUCCACCGCAUCGAGAACACGCUCAACGUGCAGGAAUGGGAUGUGAGCGCGUAUGGUGGCCAAUUUGGUCUUGCCCUCAUCACCUUCCUCUAUGUCGAUAUCCUCGACUGCACGGGUACGUUAUACGGUAUGGCUCGUUUCGCCAACCUCAUCGACCCCGUUACCCAGGAUUUCGAGGGUUCCGCUGUUGCCUACAUGGUCGACGCCAUCAGCAUCUCCAUCGGUGCCCUCUUUGGUGUUCCGCCCGUCACCGCCUUCGUCGAGUCCGGUGCUGGUAUUUCCGAAGGUGGCAAGACUGGUCUCACAUCUGUCGUGACCGGCAUUUGCUUCUUCAUCAGCAUCUUCUUUGCUCCCAUCUUCGCCUCCAUCCCACCGUGGGCUACUGGCAGUGUCCUCAUCCUCGUCGGAUCCAUGAUGGCCACUUCCGUCACGGAGAUCAACUGGAAGUACAUGGGCGAUGCCGUCCCUGCUUUCCUCGCCAUUGCCAUCAUGCCCUUCACAUACUCGAUUGCCAACGGCCUCAUUGCCGGUGUCAUGUCGUACAUCAUCAUCAAUUCCAUCGUAGGACUCCUGAGGUUCGUUUCUCGCGGCCGCAUCGUGCCUCCCAACCACGACGAAAAGGAGCCCUGGACAUGGCGCAUUCCUGGCGGUUUCUUCCCUCCUUGGCUGGUUCGCCUGUUCCAGGGCAAGAAGGACUUUUGGCGGGAGCCCGAUUCCGUCGUUGUAGACAAUGCGGCGGAAAAGGAACAAGACGCCAGUUCAGAUGUUGGUAACGAUGUGAGCCGUACCGCCGAAACAGCCGAGGUCAAGAUGUAA